This is a messenger RNA of Pelobates cultripes (western spadefoot toad), 610 nucleotides long. Lineage: Eukaryota; Metazoa; Chordata; Amphibia; Anura; Pelobatidae. The record is from the annotation of a GenBank genome assembly.
AUGGCUCACAGGGCUGUAAGACCCAAGGGCCUAUCACAGGACGCCCCACGGAAUAUAAUAUGUCGGGUCCAUCAUUACUCCGAAAAAGAAAAUAUCAUGAGGCAUGCGAGGGACUCUGUAGCACUUAUGUAUAACACCACCAAACUUCAACUGCUUCCCAACCUUCCCUGGAUGACACUACGUGGCAGAAGGGCCUUGAGACCCCUAACCCAAGCAUUGCAACAAGAAGGCAUAAAAUACCAAUGGGGCUACCCGUUCUCCCUCAUUGCCAGUCACCAAGGCACACAAGCUACAGUCACUACAAUAGCCAACCUAAAAGGAAUUUACCUCAUACCUUACCAGACAGCACCAAACUGGCAGAUGAACACCAAGACACGAGGUGAGAUCAACGCCCACAGGCCCGAGUAUUCUCCGGUUCUGCAGCACCCAUUCCAGCCCUGGCCACGACAACUCACCCAUGACCAGGGGGAGCUAACAACCCAUAUCCAUCAAGGUACCCGACCCGGGCACAUAUCCGAUGUUACACCUGCAACCAGAUGGGGCAUAUGCAGCGGGAGUGCCCCCAGAACAGACCCCAGCCAACCUGGCACAACCAAGGACAACCUCCUAG